This is a messenger RNA of Ostrinia nubilalis (European corn borer), 1272 nucleotides long. Its product is annotated as enoyl-CoA delta isomerase 1, mitochondrial-like. The transcript has 5 exons. The record is from RefSeq and is a predicted model, not a curated record. Gene Ontology annotation, biological process: fatty acid beta-oxidation. Bases 109 to 954 code for a protein of 281 amino acids. NCBI's taxonomy places the organism in Eukaryota, Metazoa, Arthropoda, Insecta, Lepidoptera, Crambidae. Gene Ontology annotation, cellular component: mitochondrion.
UGACAGAUAGAAACAACAACUUUGCCAAGUUUACGAACGUUUCGAGGCGAGCGAGUCCAAGGUUCAAACGUGAAUUUUAUUUAACUGUAAAGUUUUGCUGAAACUAUUAUGUUCCCAUUGAGGUUAUUAGGUACUGCCAGGCGUAUACUGCCUACUGCUAGGAGCCUGUCAUCUAAAGGUCCCCUGACGGAUCUGUCAGUGGACAAUGAUGGCAUUGCUACGCUUACCAUGCAGCGGCUGCCCGUCAACAGUCUAAAUCUUGAACUUCUACAAGAAUUGAGCAAAGCACUUGAUGAAGUGGGAAAGAAUAAGUCGAAGGGAUUGAUCAUUGCAUCUGCAUCUCCUACUGUAUUCUCAGCCGGUUUAGACAUCACAGAGAUGUAUAAUCCAGAAGAGCAGAGGAUGACUGCUUUCUGGUCUACGCUGCAAGACUUCUGGUUGAAACUGUUCGGCUCACCCUACCCCACAGCUGCCGCUAUUAGUGGGCAUGCCCCAGCCGGCGGCUGCUUGAUUUCGAUGAGUUGUGAAUACAGGGUGAUGGUAAACGGCAAAUUCGGGAUCGGCCUCAACGAGACGGCGCUAGGCAUCGUGGCCCCGCGUUGGUUCAUGGACACCUUGUGUAAUGUUAUCCCGCAGAGGCAAGCUGAGCUGGCCCUCACUACUGGUCGGAUGUUCUCCGUUGAUGAGGCGUUAAAGGUCGGCCUAAUUGACGAAACGGCGUCGGACAAAGCAGACGCAAUCGCAAAGUGUAAAAAAUUCAUGGCAAAAUUCGAGAACAUUCCCCCUGCGGCCCGUAGCUUGACCAAACAAAAGAUUAGAAUGGACCCCAUCAUACGCCUUGAAAAGACGAGAGAGGCUGACUUAAAUGAAUUUAAAACGUUCUGCAAAUUGCCCCAAGUACAAAAAGGUUUGGGAAUGUACAUACAAAUGCUUAAACAAAAAGCAGCUAAGUAAAUAUGAAAUGUAUUUGAAUAUCCUAUGUAAUAAUAUGUGUAAGUAGGAAAUUACUUGCUGUUUUAUUGUAUUCAAUAUUGUUAGUUUUAAAAGUAAUUGAAAUUAACUAUCACAGAUUUUUGUAAGUAAUCUUUGUAUAAUGUUUUUUUAUUAAAAUAAUCUUAAAUUAAUAUGUAUUACUCAAUUGAGCCCCAUCGUAAAAAAAGUUUAGUACAAAGAGAAGAGAAUUAUUUUGUAAGUAAGAAUUGUUUUAUGCAUCCUUAUUAUGAUGUUUACUGUUAAAUAAACAUGAAUAAAAUUUACCAUAAACUUUUAAAA